GGGAGGGGGGAAGGGGGGAGGUGGGCUUCGUGAUUCAUUUUCUUAGGGCGGAGGGAAAGAAGUUGUUGGAGGGGAGUUGCUGCCGGAGCGCUGCUGUUGGAGGGGUGAAGCCCACCCGCCGAAUGCCUCUGUGAGAGAGAGAGAGAGAAGAAAGAAGAGAGGGGAGCUUCCAGAGCAGGCUGCGCUCCCCCCGUCCUUCCUCAUGCUAGAUACGUUCAGACCCGUCCCUUUCGCGUCGGAAAUGGCGAUUAGUAAAUCGGUGGCGUGGCUGAACGAGCAGCUGGAGAUGGGCAACGAGAGGCUGCUGCUGAUGGACUGUCGACCCCAGGAGUUGUACGAGUCGUCCCACAUCGAAUCGGCCAUCAACGUGGCCAUCCCCGGCAUCAUGCUGCGGAGGCUGCAGAAGGGCAACCUGCCCCUCCGUUCCCUCGUCUCCAGCAGCGAGGAGGACCGGGAGCGCUUCGCCCGCCGCUGCGGCACCGACACGGUGGUGCUGUACGAUGAGCACAGCCGCGACUGGAACGAGAACACGGGCGGGGAGUCGGUGCUGGGGCUGCUCCUCAAGCGCCUCAAAGACGAGGGCUGCAAGGUGUUCUAUCUGGAAGGUGGUUUCAGCAAGUUCCAGGCCGAGUUCGCUCUGCACUGCGAAACCAACCUAGACAGUUCGUGUAGCAGCAGCUCUCCUCCUCUGCCGGUCCUGGGCUUGGGAGGCCUCCGCAUCAGCUCCGAUUCCUCCUCAGACAUUGAAUCUGACAUUGACAGAGACCCCAACAGUGCGACCGACUCGGAUGGCAGCCCCCUCUCCACCAACCAGCCUUCCUUCCCGGUGGAGAUUUUACCCUACCUCUACUUAGGCUGUGCCAAGGACUCCACAAACCUGGACGUUUUGGAAGAGUUUGGCAUUAAAUACAUCUUGAAUGUCACCCCCAACCUGCCCAACCUCUUUGAGAACGCCGGAGAAUUCAAGUACAAGCAGAUCCCAAUCUCUGACCACUGGAGCCAAAAUCUGUCCCAGUUCUUUCCUGAGGCCAUCUCCUUCAUAGACGAAGCCCGAGGGAAGAACUGCGGCGUCCUGGUGCAUUGCUUGGCAGGGAUCAGCCGCUCCGUCACGGUCACCGUGGCCUACCUCAUGCAAAAGCUCAACCUGUCCAUGAACGACGCCUACGACAUCGUCAAGAUGAAGAAGUCCAACAUCUCGCCCAACUUCAACUUCAUGGGGCAGCUGCUGGACUUCGAGCGGACUCUGGGGCUGAGCAGCCCCUGCGACAACCGAGUGCCCAACCAGCAGCUCUACUUCACCACCCCUUCCAACCAGAACGUCUUCCAGGUGGAUUCCCUGCAGUCCACGUGAGCCCCCCACCGGCCCCCUUCUCCUGUGUCCGUCCCACGGGGGAUGGCUCCUCAGUGCUUUCUCUUGGGCAGCGAUGGAGAAAACGCAGCUUUUCGCUUUGCCUGGCCUCUGCCGCCCGAAACAAAAAGGGCAGCUGCCGGGGGGAAGGUUCCCCAGCGUGUGUGUGUGUGCCCAGGGUGGAAUCGGCUCUUGCAAGAGGGAGGGGAGGCGAUGAGCCCUCGGGGGACGGGGCGGGACGGGGAAGCACCGCGGCGAGCAGGCGGCUGGGCAGCAGCAGCAGCAGCAGCAGCAGCAGCGGCAGCGCUCCUUGCGCGGCGGCUUGGGCGCCAGGGCUGCCAGGCGAGGGUGGGGGUAGGAUAAAGUCGGCGGAGGGCUGAGCAUGUGUCCUCUGGAGGCUGCCACCAUCCCCCUGCCCCUCUCCGGGACACGACCUCGUUGUCUUCAGUGAAGACUUGCUUAUAUGUCUUUCCCCCUCCCCCCUCCUUUCCCCCUGUUUGUUGGGAUUUAGAGGAGCCAAAGAAAGAGAUUUCAGCUGGGUGUGUUGGGAGGUCUCUUUUGUGUUCUCGUUUGGUUUGUUGGUGUUUGGUUGGUUUUUUUUCUGGGAGCUGAGGGAAGUGCUCGACUGGAGUCGAUGUAAAUAUUUCAGCUUCCAGUGAGUUGCAGCUACAAUACUUUUAAGCGUUUUAAAUCCACACACACAUCCUCCAGGACAACCAAUCCAAGGGACACCUCUGUGUGUGUGUGUGUGUGUGUGUGUGUGUUGGGGGGGAAGUUUAUCUGCUUGAUUCGCUUGGUUGGGUUUGGGUUUUGCUUUUCUUUCUUCUUCUUUUUCCUUUUUUUUUUUUUUUUGAACUCAGCUGUUUGGUUUUUUUUUCCUUUUCUGAGUGCAACAAAAACAACCAAACCUCAAACCUGCAGCAGGCUCAGUUUUUAUCCAUCACAACCCAAACCUGCAGCAUGCUCAGUUUUUGUCCAUCACAACCAAACCCCAAACUUUUGCAGCAUGCUCAAUUUUUAUCCAUCACAACCCAACCCCAAACCUGCAGCAUGCUCAGUUUUUACCCAUCACAACCCAACCCCAAACCUGCAGCAUGCUCAGUUUUUACCCAUCACAACCAAACCCCAAACCUGCAGCAGGCUCAUUUUUUAUCCAUCACAACCAAACCUGCACCAUGCUCAGUUUUUACCCAUCACAACCCAACCCCAAACCUGCACAAUGCUCAGUUUUUACCCAUCACAACCAAACCCCAAACCUGCAGCAUGCUCAAUUUUUAUCCAUCACAACCAAACCUGCAGCAUGCUCAGUUUUUACCCAUCACAACCCAACCCCAAACCUGCAGCAGGCUCAUUUUUUGUCCAUCACAACCAAACCUGCACCAUGCUCAGAUUUUACCCAUCCCAACCCAACCCCAAACCUGCACCAUGCUCAGAUUUUACCCAUCACAACCCAACCCCAAACCUGCAGCAUGCUCAGUUUUUACCCAUCACAACCCAACCCCAAACCUGCACCAUGCUCAGAUUUUACCCAUCACAACCCAACCCCAAACCUGCAGCAUGCUCAGAUUUUACCCAUCACAACCCAACUCCAAACCUGCAGCAGGCUCAUUUUUUAUCCAUCACAACCAAACCUUGCAGCAUGCUCAGAUUUUACCCAUCACAACCCAACCCCAAACCUGCACCAUGCUCAGAUUUUACCCAUCACAACCCAACCCCAAACCUGCAGCAUGCUCAGUUUUUAUCCAUCA
This is a messenger RNA of Pogoniulus pusillus (Red-fronted tinkerbird), 3096 nucleotides long. RefSeq names its product dual specificity phosphatase 6 (gene DUSP6). Gene Ontology annotation, biological process: positive regulation of apoptotic process; protein dephosphorylation; negative regulation of ERK1 and ERK2 cascade. Gene Ontology annotation, cellular component: cytoplasm; cytosol. The record is from RefSeq and is a predicted model, not a curated record. Bases 203 to 1351 code for a protein of 382 amino acids. The transcript has 3 exons. Gene Ontology annotation, molecular function: MAP kinase tyrosine phosphatase activity; MAP kinase tyrosine/serine/threonine phosphatase activity; protein tyrosine/threonine phosphatase activity. Lineage: Eukaryota; Metazoa; Chordata; Aves; Piciformes; Lybiidae.